Aethina tumida (small hive beetle) is the source of this 1733-nucleotide messenger RNA. Its product is annotated as lysocardiolipin acyltransferase 1. Gene Ontology annotation, cellular component: endomembrane system. Bases 272 to 1387 code for a protein of 371 amino acids. The transcript has 5 exons. The record is from RefSeq and is a predicted model, not a curated record. Gene Ontology annotation, molecular function: acyltransferase activity. NCBI's taxonomy places the organism in Eukaryota, Metazoa, Arthropoda, Insecta, Coleoptera, Nitidulidae.
ACAAACAACGACCGGACUAAAACGGGCAACGAAAAAACAAUGCCCUACAAACAGGGCGACGUCUCGUACACGAUCUGCCUGAAAUACGUGCUUCUCAUCCUCCUCAUCCUGUGCAUGAACUGAACCGCCACCCCACCGUCUAAAAGCCCGGGAAAAAUCGAUACGCAGCAUCCCUCUCAUCCCUUGCGGAACGCAUUCGGCAGCGGGAAUGUGAGCGUGACGGUCCGCUCUCGCCCUCGAGGCGGCUUGUUACCAUCUCGAGGCCGGCAACAUGUUCAGGGGGUGGAUUUAUUGUUAUCUGUGGUACACGAGCAUUUUCGCAGGGUAUGCACUGCUUUACUGCCCGAUAGUACCUCUUUUGUUUGUGUCUAAUAAACUCUAUCGAUACGCCACUGAUGUCCUGUUUACGUUUUGGCAGUUUUAUCCCACUGCGCUGCUGGAGUUCUUGUGCGGCUGCACGAUCCAGGUCAGCGGCGACCCGAUCGUGGCCGGCGAGAUGAGCCUCAUCGUGAUGAACCACCGCACCCGCACCGACUGGAACUUCCUCUGGCCCACCGUAUAUCACUGCGUGCAAGGACCCGGCCGUUUCAUGCACUCCACCAAGUUCGUGCUGAAGGAAGUCAUCAGACACAUCCCGGGACCUGGUUGGGUGAUGCAGCUGGCCUGCUUCGUUUACAUCAGGAGGAACUGGCGCGAUGACUUGAAGACGUUCACCAAGUACCUGACGUACAUCUCCGAUCUGGGGUACAAGUUUAGUUUGAUAUUGUUCCCGGAGGGGACGGAUUUCACGCCGACGACGAAGGGGAACAGCGACAGGUUCGCCGAGAAGAACGGGUUGGUUAAGUACGACUACGUUUUGCAUCCCAGAACGACGGGGUUCACUUACAUAGCAUCUCAACUGCUGAAGACUCGAAGUUUGGAUGCUGUGUAUGAUGUUACCAUUAUUUAUCCCGACUCUGUACCCCAGAAUGAGAAGAUGUUGUUCAAUGGAGUGUUCCCUAAGCAAGUCUACGUUCAUUUCGUCAGGUACUCCAGUUCGGUGCUGCCCAACGAUGAGGCGGAUCUCAAGGAGUUCUUGGAGAAGCGCUGGUCGGACAAGGAGAGGACGAUAAAGGAGUUCAAGAUGACGGGCCAGUUUCUGCACGGGCAAAUCCUGAGAAACAACAACAAAUGGGAGCUGUACUUCGCCCUCGUUUUCUGGACACUUCUGCCAUAUUUGGCGCUGACACUCUUCAUAUUGGUGCCGCACUUCCGCGAUCUCGUCAUCUAUCAUUCCUUGGCAAUGGUUCUGGUGAAUUUCAUUGCUGACGGCUUCCAAAUGUUCGAGAUCGCGUUGUACAAUAUGAAAAAGUGUCUGUACCGACACGGUGACUCACAACACCUCUAAUUUGUGUCCCAAUAAAUCCCCAAUUAAAUCCUGACUUGAAAUAGUUUAAAUGGACAUAAAAGUGAGUGAAUCUUGAGGUGGAAUCUUCGGGUUCGGACGGCUAAGUUAAUUUGUCACUUUCUCGUCAGCAUCUGACGCAGAAUUGCUGGCUGGUUUUAAAUUUAGUUGCGGGAAUACGCGUCUUUUGAUCAUUCAGACAAAGAUGGCGUGUCCUGUUUCGGUGAAUUCCCGUGCCAAAUGAACGGCGUCAGCUCGAACUAAUUAGGUAAAUUGGGUUCGAGUUUUCGUUCGUCGUAUUAUUUAUGUAAUCCUAAUAAAAAUUACGAAUUAAAACGCUGCAGCUUCA